CGUAAAGAACGUGGUGAUGCAGAUCUGCGUGAAAUCUGUUGCUUCGGUCCACCGCCAAAUUCAAACUCGGAGAGAAAGGGAAGCUGGUGGUGAAGCAGAGCAGUCGGGACAGUUUUCACCAGUGUUGGUUUAAGUUCAGUACAGGGUCUUCAGUGAUGGAUGGUGUUGGUAGAGCUGUGGUUGGGGUCUGGCGGGCACACACAGUCCUGGAUGAAUCUGAUGGGGCAGAGAGCUCCCCAGAAGCCCCUGACCAUUUCCGUAAGAUGCGCUCCUCAUCCUCUUUAAACUCUCUAAGAAUGUCGUUGCGCAAGCGGCUCCCACUGCGUUCUGUCCAGACGAACUCUCUCCCUGAGAAUCCAACUUGGGAAAACCUGAAGGAGCAGCCCAAGCCCAACCCCGUCCGCAAAUUUACUCGCAGUGCCCGGAACUCCAUCAGCGAUAUGUAUCAGAGGUUGCAGAGAACCAGAGAGUUUUCACGUGAGGAAUGUUUGGUAGCAACCCCGGGCCGUGAGGGGGAAAAUGCUUGUGCAUCAACUUCUUGCACCCCAAGGCGUACUCCCCGCCGAGCUACAACACCCAGACAAACCCCGAGAUCUGCAGCUACUCCAGGCUCUAGAGGGCGGAAGACACCUGAAGCUACUGUACAUGGGGUGAAAGCAGGUGGAGGCAGGAGGCAACUGGUCCGAAUGGCUGCACUACGAAGCCCCUUUGCUUCUCCCAACACACAGAACCAGAGGCUAAAAUUUAACCAGGAUUUGGAGUCAGUUUCCAGUGGUCUUAGGAGGCUCAAACACCUGUCCAAAGCCUUUGAUGGCAUCAUUGGCAGAGAAAACAGACCUAGUUCAAGGGAAUGCUCUGGAGGGGUGAUGAUGAGAAAGUUGGACCCAAGCGGUAAACUCAGUCGAUCAAAUCUCACGCGCCGAGCCUCGCGCCUCUCAAACACACUGGGGGGUUGGGCAAACACAGCUGUGAACACGGUUCGCAAACCCAACUGAACUAUAUGUGUAUGCGUACGUAUAAAAUACAGGACCUUUUUGUAGUCGUGUCUUACAUGUAUUAUUAUAGCGUGACUGUUACGUAUACAUGUAGGUUUGUUAUAUACUGGGAGACUAUUUUAUGGCAGCUUGCCUUCUUUUAUUUCUGUGCUGUUGUUUAAUUGACAGCAUUUGUGUGAAUCUUGUGUGUUUACAUGUCUCAGGUUAGCUGAUUGUGGGUUGAAUAUCCUCACUGUGGCAGCCAAAGGGAUUUUUUUAAUUGUGGUCUAUGUGUUUGUCUAAUCUGCUGCAACUACUGGUUUCUGUUACAUUUUUUAAAAAUACUAAUAUUUUAUUUAGUUUAUGUUCUCACUUAUUUUCUGAAAUCUACUUUAAAGAGAUGCUGCACAUGACCAAAAUUAUAGCUGUAGAACUAACACUAAAUAUACUGACACAGGGGAGAUAUAUUCUUCUACUUUAUAUGUAUGCAAUACUCUAACAUGUUUUUAUUAUGACAUUUGAUUAAACCAAAUUAUAUUUUUAUUACAAGGAACUGGGUAUUUUUUUAGGCUGUAUUUAAAUGGGACUUUCAUUCAGGCAGAGGUCAGCACUUGCAAUAGCCUGUGAAUGAUUUAUACACCAAUGCUGUACACAUAAAUCAUCUGAUAAUGUGAUAGGGGAAGAGUUAAUGGUUCAUUACUAGAUGACAGCAAUGAUGAUGAUGUUAUAAAGAAAAGUCCAGCAAGUUAUUAGUGUAAGGGCAGCCAAGCCAGUGGCAUCAAAUGAAGCAAAACACUUCACUUUUCUUUUUUUUCUUCUUUUUUUUCCCCCGUGUGCUUCCUUUUUCUGUAUUAAUUAAAACAGGAGAAACUAAAUGUGAAAAGCAUCUACACAAUAAACCUGUAAACUUC
Melanotaenia boesemani (Boeseman's rainbowfish) is the source of this 1885-nucleotide messenger RNA. RefSeq lists its product as uncharacterized. Bases 156 to 995 code for a protein of 279 amino acids. The transcript is spliced from 5 exons. The record is from RefSeq and is a predicted model, not a curated record. Lineage: Eukaryota; Metazoa; Chordata; Actinopteri; Atheriniformes; Melanotaeniidae.